AUGGCUGAGAUUAUCUCUUCCUCUUCGUCACCAUUACUCUUGUUUGAAGGGGCCACACCAACUAUUCAACAACGCCUCCAAUUCAUCAUGCAAAGUCGAAGUGAGUGGUGGGUCUACGCCAUCUUUUGGCAAGCAUCAGAAGACAACAAUGACCGCAUUCUUCUUUCUUGGUGUGAUGGCCAUUUCCGAGGCCAUGACCAACUCAAACUCGGGUUUGACAUGAAGAGAAAGAAGGUGGCCAGAGGAAUUCAAUCACUUGUCAAUGGUGGCGAUGCCACAGACCCCGAGUGGUUUUACAUGGUGUCUGUGACAAAGUCAUUUGCCCAUGGAGAUGACAUUGUUGGCCAAAGUUUUAGUUCUGGUGCUUAUGUGUGGCUAACCGGUGAUCAUGAGAUGCAGUUUUACGACUGUGAAAGGGCAAAAGAAGCUCAUGGGCAUGGGAUUCAAACUAUGGUCUGUAUUUCAAUUUCAAAUGGUGUUAUUGAACUGGGUUCCUCAGAAAUAAUCGAAGAAGAUCGGGGUUUACUCCAACUAACCAAGUCUCUUUUUGGUUCUGACUCUGAGGAUAUCACCAUGGUAUCAAAACAGCCUGGUGGCCAUGUGGGUGAGAUUCUGUUUCCCCCGAACCGGAAUCUUUCCCUCCUAGACUUUGGUGUUCCAAAAGAGAGUUAUGAAGAGAGAAAUAAGAAAGAAAUGACGAUAGUAACAGGCCAGUCAUCAUCUGAAUCAGGGGCUUCUGAUCUUCAAGGCACUUUUUACUCAAAUUCAACAUUGAUGAACAUUCGUUCUGAAAAAAGAGAAAGGAAGACAAUGAUAAGCUUAGAAACACCACCCGUAAACCAUGUUCAGGCAGAGAGGCAGCGAAGAGAAAAGCUGAACAAUCGGUUCUACGCACUACGAAGUGUGGUGCCCAAUGUAUCGAGGAUGGACAAAGCGUCUUUACUUGCAGAUGCAGUUUCAUAUAUCAAAGAGCUUAAAGCGAAGGUAGGGGAAUUAGAGGCAAAACACCGAGUAGAAUCCCAAUCCCACAAGGCAAAGGUAUUGUUGGAGAUUUCCUAA
Molecule: messenger RNA, 1059 nt
Organism: Camellia sinensis
Lineage: Eukaryota; Viridiplantae; Streptophyta; Magnoliopsida; Ericales; Theaceae
Source: RefSeq, a predicted model, not a curated record